CAAUUUUGUCACCAGAACAACACUCCCAUAAAAUAAUUUUACAAAUAAAACCCAAACUAUGCCAAUGGUUGUAUUAUUUCUUGUUUCAAUUUUAGCCAUGGCCUCACCAUCGGUCUUUGCAGUGCAACACAUCGUUGGUGAUAGUAGCGGCUGGACAAACUUCGGAGAUUAUACUACGUGGGCUGAUAGCAAGACGUUCAAUGUCGGAGACACACUUUUGUUCAACUACGGUGGCAGCCAUGGAGUGGACAUUGUAUCUAAAUCUGAUUACGACAACUGUGUCACAAGCAACUCCAUCAGCUCCUACAGUGGUGGCACAACCACCAUUAACCUAACACAACCAGGUCCAAUGUACUUCGCUUGUCCAUCUUUUGGCCACUGCAGUUCAGGGAUGAAACUUGCUAUCAACGUGGUUUCUAAAAGCACCACCACACCAACCACACCUACUAGUGGCGACAACUCCUCACCUCCGUCAUCAACCACUCCAUCUACACCAUCAACUACUUCAAACCCCACUCAUGUUGCUGGUCCACCCAGUAACGCAAACAUGGUGGUGGUUGGGAUUUCUUUGAUUUUGGGACCGUUGUUUGUGUUCAUGUGCUAGGGAAGGGGCAGUGCUUAUUGUUUAUGUUUCUAUACUCAAGUGUUGUGUGCUUUUUUAUAAUUUAUUUUUCUUUGGGGAUUGAAAUAAAAAAAGUAAAUAAACACAAAAUGCAUGUUGAUUA
Molecule: messenger RNA, 725 nt
Organism: Lactuca sativa (garden lettuce)
Lineage: Eukaryota; Viridiplantae; Streptophyta; Magnoliopsida; Asterales; Asteraceae
Product: mavicyanin
Cellular component (GO): plasma membrane
Molecular function (GO): electron transfer activity
Source: RefSeq, a predicted model, not a curated record